GACAACUUUUGCGAACGUCGGACGGCCGUUCCAUCUCGACCUCCCCAAUUGCCUGCCCGCCAUCGACAAUUCCCCUCCCUUCUCACGAUGCCGCGCACUCUAGGGCGGCUGCGGUUCAGGGCCCCUAAACCGCAGAAGCAAGUGAACGUGGCACACGCCCUUGCCUCCCGCCGCAACCGCUCCCAACUCCUCGCCGAAGAACUCACCAAGCAUGUCCACCAACUCUCCAACCCCGGGACCCCCCUCACCGUGCGUACCGUCGUCGACCCAGGAUGGAAAAAGCCAAUUGGGAAGAGGCCGGGGGUAAAGCUGCCCACCAAGCCUCUGUCGCUGGGAGACAUUGUAGAUCCCGAGGGCAAGGCCGCGCAUGGCAGCAUCAUAUACGUCUUCCGUAACGCCAAGACCCACCAGGUCAUUUAUUCGUUAUCCGAAAUGCUGGAUCACUACCACCUCGACCAACUUCCUUUCAUGGGCAGGAAAUCCAAACCCGCAGUGCUCCGCCCAGACGAGUGGGUGCCUUACUUCGUAGCCACCUUCCCUUCCCCCGAACAGGGUCAUCAGGCUUUUCGCAAGCUGCGUGAAUACCGGAAACUUCACGAGACAGCCUGGCACAAAACUAACCCGAGCUGGCUCAAGCUGCCGCGCGACCAGCGUAUGAGAAAAAUCAUGAACCAAGAAGCCAACAGCGUAGCCGAUCUCGCUGCUGUAUUUAGACACCAGGCAACUCAGGCGCGUUUGAUGAGGACGACUCUUCGAGUUCAGGAAGAGAAGACGACCGGCAUAUUGCAGCAUAAAUGGGACCAGAUUAAAGAGCUGGCCACCCUCUCAACAGCGCAAAACAAGAGAGACGGCGAUGACAUCAAGUGGCUCACAACACAAAUCAAUAACCUGACCUGGCAGAUGGGUCUCAAACAUAACCAAGACGAAGGCAAUCAACGUCGCCUCCAAACUGCGAAGGCUAGCCACGAAAAUCGCAUUCGCAACAUCGAAUAUGCGCAGCGCAAAGCCAAACAACUCGCCGAACUCGAAUCAAAGCUUACCGAACAAGCCACCCUCGCCAACGAAGCCGGCUCCGAACAACGCUUAUCCACUGUGGAACAAGAGAUGGACGAACUCAGAACCGAAAUAGCGGACCCUGAAAUCACUACCGAGCAGCGUGAGCAUAAUCGCAAAAUACUCGCCGAAUACCGCAGCGAGUUCAAGAGGUUAGCCGCGUCGUUUGAAGCAAAGAAUGCCCUUGAAAACCGCACGCACUACAUACAUCGUACCAUUCUGCCCAAGGAUCUCAAAGAGCAACCUCCGCAGCCCUUCAGUCUCCAUGGUGUAUCAGUGCAAUGGGCUGACUUGCGCGACCUCGAGUACGUCCACUCUUGGCCACGCCCCGUCCUGAUGGACACUCUCCCCGUCAACGGCGUGAGGCAAAGCGUAGCACUCUUGAACCGCACCGAGUUCGAUGCUGCCGUAUACGACGAAGUCGAGAACCUGAUGGGUGACCUCGGGUACAGCAGGGAGCGAGUUUUAAAAUCCAGGAAGGUUUCCCGGGCGACGAAUCAGAAGACGGGCGUGAUGGGCAUGGUAUCGAAGUUGAAUCCGUUUGCGAAGAAGCAAGCUGAAGCCACGGCUUGA
Periconia digitata is the source of this 1626-nucleotide messenger RNA. Lineage: Eukaryota; Fungi; Ascomycota; Dothideomycetes; Pleosporales; Periconiaceae. The record is from the annotation of a GenBank genome assembly.